Molecule: messenger RNA, 407 nt
Organism: Manihot esculenta (cassava)
Lineage: Eukaryota; Viridiplantae; Streptophyta; Magnoliopsida; Malpighiales; Euphorbiaceae
Exons: 1
Coding region: 28-300 (90 amino acids)
Source: RefSeq, a predicted model, not a curated record
GACCUUUAACGUAACGUCUCUUAAUGCAUGUAUAAAUAUGCUCCUACGUCCAAGCAACUCUCAACCCAAGGAGACAGAUUUUUACAUUACAGCAUGGUAUGCUUCUGCUUUCUCGUUGAUCAGACCCGGAAAGUGCGGAGAAGCAAGCCGGCGGCAGGGACUUGCUCACGGUGCGGCGGUGGAGCCAGCGUAGCCGACAUGAAAACUAGUACCAGAUUUUGUUGUGUACCAUUUUACUGUAAGUCUUGGAGAGCCAUUAUAUGCACUUUCUGUGGAGCCAUUCUUCGAUCUUACCGUUAAAUUGCAUCUUUUUUUUUCCAGGUCUCUUUUGAGAAGAAACUGGAAGUUUAGUUUGUAAAUAAUGAGAAUAAUAUAAGUUUUAGUUUAGCAUAACAACUCUUAUAUCA